AUGUACAAUUCUCUUACUCGUAUUCAGAACACCUUUGGUUUCUUUACCACUGUCGCAUUUGUGGUCGCAGCUUUUAUCGCUGCGUCCGACCUCUUGGCUCCACGGGCGCCCGAUGCUGGCAUAUUCCAGAAGACAAACGCUCAAGUUGUUAAGGGCCGACCACACUACUACAGUUCUAAGAAGGAGGAAUACGCCAUCAUACGAUUCAACCUCGAUGCCGACUUGAGGAGCCUCUUUACAUGGAAUACCAAGCAGGUUUUUGUCUAUGUCACUGCUGAGUGGCCUGGCCCCAACAAUUCGACUAAUGAGGCUGUUAUCUGGGACAAAAUCAUCACCAACCCCAGCGCCGACCAUCUCCAGAACAUUGGACCUGUUGCGAUGAAGAAGUUAAAACGCAGUGCUGAGGGCAAGUCCAUCGAUCCUGAACGUGGCUUUAUCGGCCUCAAAAAUCAGAAGCCAAAGUAUCAGAUCACCCACCCCAGUGGAAAGGUCGCCGAGAUAGAUGAUGUGAAGCUCAAGCUACAUUACAAUGUUCAGCCGUGGGUCGGUUUUCUAACUUGGGAUCAGUCCCGGGAUAUCAGUCACUGGAGGGCUUUGAAAUGGGGAGAGUCGCCUAAGUUCCAACUUCCUGCUCUGAAGGCAAAGAAGAAAGAUAGUCCUAAGAAGAGCUACUAA
Fusarium fujikuroi IMI 58289 is the source of this 675-nucleotide messenger RNA. RefSeq names its product related to SPC3-signal peptidase subunit. The transcript is spliced from 3 exons. Lineage: Eukaryota; Fungi; Ascomycota; Sordariomycetes; Hypocreales; Nectriaceae. The coding region runs from base 1 to 675 and encodes 224 amino acids. Gene Ontology annotation, cellular component: signal peptidase complex; membrane. Gene Ontology annotation, biological process: protein targeting to ER. The record is from RefSeq and is a predicted model, not a curated record.